AUGGCUUCCACGGCCUCUAAUCAAACGGGUAGGCGAGAUUUCCCGCCUGUCCGCGCCUGCAUCUUUGAUAUGGAUGGUCUCCUCAUCGACUCGGAAGAUGCCUAUACGUUGGUAACAAACACUAUUCUGCGAGAAAACGGCCGUCCUGAUCUGCCGUGGCACAUUAAAGCCCAACUCCAAGGCCGCCCCGGUCCAGCCGCGGGGAAGAUCUUUCACGAAUGGGCACAACUACCCAUCUCGCGCGAAGAAUUUCUGAAGCGGCAGGUCGAAUUACAAGCCGAGGCAUUCAAGAAUUGCAAACCUCUUCCCGGUGUAGAAAACCUGUUGCGACGACUGCAGAAAAGUCACACCAGGUCAAUGAGCCCGAGUGGCGGGAAUAGAAAGAUCAGAUUGGCGUUGGCGACGAGUUCGCAUUCGAGAAACUAUGAAAUCAAGACGGCCCAGAUCAGAGAGCUGUUCAAUGCUUUCCCGGACGGGCACAAGAUCUUGGGCGAUGAUUACCGUAUCCCCAAGGGACGAGGAAAGCCCUUACCGGACAUUUAUCUAUUGGCGCUGCAGGCGAUCAAUGAGACAAUUAUGGCGGAAGGAGACGGUGAGAGGCCUAUAGAGCCGCAAGAGUGUCUUGUAUUCGAGGACAGUGUGCCUGGUGCCGAAGCCGGGCGGAGGGCAGGCAUGAGAGUUGUUUGGUGUCCUCAUCCCGGGCUGCUAGACGUGUACAAGGGCAAAGAAGAGGAAGUUUUGGCGGGUCGAACGGGAGAACAUAAGGAGGACGAUCUAGAUCAUGCGGAGGGGAUCCCACUGGCAGGAAGUCCAGGCCAUGUGGGAGACAUCCAGGAUGGGUGGGCAGAAAUGCUGCCCACUCUGGAAGAUUUUGACUUCUUCAAGUACGGAAUCGAGCUCUCGGAAAUGAGGUACACUUCUGAGCAUGGUCAGCCCGCGGUCGAUCGCACAACGGACAAGGAGUUGGAAGAAAUGACUGCUCUGGCGGACGGAAAAAAGCAUGCACCCGAGGAACCGUUGCCUUCACAAAUCCGGGCAGUGGGUAUGUUGUGA
Messenger RNA from Rhinocladiella mackenziei CBS 650.93, 1053 nucleotides. RefSeq lists its product as uncharacterized. The record is from RefSeq and is a predicted model, not a curated record. The coding region runs from base 1 to 1053 and encodes 350 amino acids. Gene Ontology annotation, molecular function: phosphatase activity. The transcript is spliced from 2 exons. NCBI's taxonomy places the organism in Eukaryota, Fungi, Ascomycota, Eurotiomycetes, Chaetothyriales, Herpotrichiellaceae.